This is a messenger RNA of Drosophila subobscura, 527 nucleotides long. RefSeq lists its product as uncharacterized. The coding region runs from base 10 to 489 and encodes 159 amino acids. The record is from RefSeq and is a predicted model, not a curated record. The transcript is spliced from 3 exons. Lineage: Eukaryota; Metazoa; Arthropoda; Insecta; Diptera; Drosophilidae.
UAUCUAAAAAUGUGUUCAGCCAUAAUGAUUGUCAAAUUGGCUUUUGUGACACUAUUGAGCACAUUCUUUGUCUCCGCUGCCAAAGUGCAAAUCUCCAAGUGCGGCGGCUGUCACAAGAUUAAGAGCGAAUGUCCGGAGGUUACCCAGAGCGGCAUCUUCUGUGACAGUCUAGCAGAUCGUGAGAAAAUCCGAGCCUACUCGCAUCCAAAUGAAACCGCCAACAAUGGCACACUGGCGGCAUGUGUGCCCAGUUAUUAUGAGGUCACCGCCGACAUAACGGACUGGUGUUGCUUUUGGAAUCCAGCAAUUGGCUGUCAACAGCUGACGGGCAGCUACUACCAGCAGCAUUCCGACUGGCAUGAAACCUGUGAGCUCUGCCUGCACUCGUGUGAAUGUGAAACAAAAAACUCAGCAGCAGCUAGGAGCUGCCUCAGCAGUGUACUCUUCCUGCUCUGCCUCACUAUUUUGGGCAUUUAUUGGGAGCUAUGAAAGUGCCUUUUGUUUAAGAAAAUAUUAUAAACUUUUGU